AUGUCGAGUAUCUCUGGAUACAGGAGGCUGUAUUCGUCCUUAUCGAAGUCUAAAUUGGGCAAUAUACUCAAUGGAUCCGGCAAGAAGUCACUUUUUGUCAAAAAGCCAGUAAAAGAUGUACAUCCAAAAUACCCCGUAAGGACCAGAUUCGCGCCUUCUCCUACAGGGUUUUUACACAUGGGAUCACUAAGAACAGCAUUGUACAACUAUUUGCUUGCAAAGAACACUGGUGGUGAAUUUCUCUUAAGAUUAGAAGAUACCGACCAAAAAAGACUUGUACCAGGAGCAGAAGAAAGUUUAUAUGAUACUUUAAAAUGGUGCAAUAUUGAGUAUGAUGAGGGUCCUGGUAUCAAUGAAAUUCAUGGACCUUAUAGACAGAGUGAUAGAACAGAAAUCUAUCAAAAAUACAUCAACAUCCUAUUGGAAAAGGGCCAUGCCUAUCGCUGUUUUUGUCCCAAAGAACGUCUCGAUACGUUGAGAAGCUCCGCAAGAAGAUUGCAGCCACCAACUACAGUAAGUUAUGAUCGUCAUUGCUACAAAAUGUCACAAGAGGAUAUUGCAAAACAUUUGGAUGCAAAUGUGCCAUUUACUGUAAGAUUCAAGUCUCCGCAGAAAUAUCCGCCGUUCGAGGAUCUUCUACAUGGUAAGCUUGAUAUGCAACCACAAGUAAAUGUCAUGGAUGUACGAUAUGAUGAUCCAAUUCUUAUGAAGUCAGAUUAUCUACCAACUUAUCAUUUCGCGAAUGUUGUUGAUGACCACUUAAUGAAAAUUACCCAUGUAAUUAGAGGAGAGGAAUGGCUACCAUCAACACCGAAGCAUAUUGCCCUAUACGAAGCAUUUGGGUGGACACCACCUCACUACGUUCAUAUUCCACUAUUGACGUCUACUAGCGACAAAAAAUUGAGCAAGAGAAAAGGCGAUGCGGAUGUCAGAACAAUGCGUGCUAAGGGCAUCUUGCCUGAGGCUUUGAUUAACUUUAGUGCUCUCUUUGGAUGGGCACCUCCAAGAGAACUAGCUGCUGCUAAUCAUGAAUGUUUUGAGCUCAAAGAAUUAGUUAAAAUUUUUGAUUUAAACCAUCUUACGAAGGGAAAUGCUAAGGUUGAUGACAAGAAGUUGUAUUAUUUCAAUAAGCAUUACCUUUCUAAAAGAUUGAAGAAUCCCGUGGACUUUGAAGAACAAUUGCAAAUUGCUUAUGACUACAUGAAGCCAAACUACCAUGAUUUGGAUAUAGAACAAUUGCGGAAAGCCUUGAACUCUAUAGGAGGAUACUUGACUACAAUUUAUGACAUAGAUUCGGAGUUCUACUAUCUCUUCAAGGACCCACAGUACGAAAACGAAAAUGCUUUAAAUUUCCUAAAAUCUCAUGAUACCGCCCAGGUUCACAAAGUUCUUGCUUUUAUGAAUGGAAAGAUCGAAGAAUCUAACAUAUCAGAGCUCAUAAAAAUAACAGAAGCUGAGCUAUCGGUUCCUAAGAAAGUUAUCUUUGAAAGUGUCAGAUUUGCUCUUGCAGGUUCCAUUCCUGGAGUCAAACUCCCAGUCCUGGUGCAGAUAAUAACCCCUAAUGAGUCUAAUAGAAGGUUAGAGUAUGCGCUACACCAGCUGCCCUGA
Kluyveromyces marxianus DMKU3-1042 is the source of this 1608-nucleotide messenger RNA. RefSeq names its product glutamate--tRNA ligase MSE1 (gene MSE1). The record is from RefSeq and is a predicted model, not a curated record. Lineage: Eukaryota; Fungi; Ascomycota; Saccharomycetes; Saccharomycetales; Saccharomycetaceae. Gene Ontology annotation, molecular function: glutamate-tRNA ligase activity; tRNA binding; ATP binding. Gene Ontology annotation, biological process: glutamyl-tRNA aminoacylation. Bases 1 to 1608 code for a protein of 535 amino acids. The transcript has a single exon.